ACGUGCGAGCGGAACACAGUGGACGGCAGAAAGCGGUCAUGUUCUCGCGGUUAAAAGGCAAAGUAGGCUCGGUUCUGUUGCCGGGGGAUGAGUUCUGCUUGGACAGGGCCUCCGACGCCGACACCAUCCCCCUGGCGGGCCCGUUGAAGCUGGACAAGGUGGUUUGCGGGCCCGGGCUGCGGCGGAGCGGCGACCGCCUGCUGGUGUACAAAAGCGGGGUUCUGCGACACAAAGAGCCCAACAUGUUCUGGAUGGACGCCCAGCACAAACGGUACGUUCCGGCCAAAGGAGAGACUGUCAUCGGCAUCGUGACGUCCAAGUCUGGCGACGUGUUCAAGGUUGACGUGGGCGGAAGCGAGCAGGCGUCAUUGUCCUACUUGGCCUUCGAAGGCGCCACCAAGAGGAACAGACCCAACGUGCAGGUGGGCGACCUGCUGUUUGCGCAAUUGAUCGUAGCCAAUAAGGAUCAAAAGGCGUCAACAGUUGCUAAGGUUGUGUCGGCCGCACCAAAGCCCCAACUGCUCCAUUUCCUGUCAGUACGCAAACUUGUCACCGUCUUUGAUGAGGCCGUUGACUGCGGUGUCGUCUGCAAACUUCAGGAGUUUGACAGCCGGGAGGCGCUGACAACAUUUCCUCCCGGCGCCACACUAGCAGCAAUGGACGACAACCUGACCUGCACUGUGGCUCUGUACAUGAAGAAGAAGUAG
Molecule: messenger RNA, 707 nt
Organism: Phyllopteryx taeniolatus (common seadragon)
Lineage: Eukaryota; Metazoa; Chordata; Actinopteri; Syngnathiformes; Syngnathidae
Product: exosome complex component RRP40-like
Exons: 4
Coding region: 39-707 (222 amino acids)
Biological process (GO): CUT catabolic process; TRAMP-dependent tRNA surveillance pathway; exonucleolytic trimming to generate mature 3'-end of 5.8S rRNA from tricistronic rRNA transcript (SSU-rRNA, 5.8S rRNA, LSU-rRNA)
Cellular component (GO): nuclear exosome (RNase complex); cytoplasmic exosome (RNase complex)
Molecular function (GO): RNA binding
Source: RefSeq, a predicted model, not a curated record